UCUGUAGCCUGUUCUGUCACACAGAAAUAUUACUCGGGGAGGAACAGCACAGUGUUUUUCUUGAGCUUUUUGGGAAAUUCCAAAACAAUGACACCGACAGGAACCUACUUACACCCCCCCCCCCCUUAGAGAAGCAGGAGAGAGAGGAGCAGGGCGGAUCGUUGGGGAGUUUCCAGUCAAAAUUAUUCAGCUCGCCUAACAGAAUACAGAAUCCUCCACUGAGGGACGCUCAAUGAUUAUUACGGGGAAUGGAGAUUGUAAUACUAGUUUCAUUAUUGUCUCUGUAUUGUGACUUCACCGAUGCUGAGUGCCUGGUGGUCAGUCCUGCCAGGCUGGUGGUGAAGCAUGGAGACCCAGCCUCCUCUAACUGCAGCUCAGAUACCCCUGUAGAGAUGGGCUGGGAAGCCACCCAGGGAGGGGCGGGUCUAACAGACAACAAGGUGAAGAUCCUAAACUGGAAGGUGGACAGUUUGACUGACUGGAAUAGCAAACCUACCUGCUUCACAGAGGGAGGCCAGUGUCAGAAACAGCUGAACAUCACAGUUUAUAAGCUUCCAGACCGUGUCUCCAUCAGCUACAGGAAGUACCCUGAUCCGAUGGUUGAGGGGCAUCAGUACCUGCUGCAGUGUCUUGUCCAGAACAUCGCUCCUAUUGGGAGACUCAGGGUGACCUUCUACAAAGUCAGUGCCACAGGUGAACAGACAGAAUUAGACACACAACAGAAAUCCAAGGACAACAUCAAGACACCAGAGAAUGGGACCUACACCCUGGACUUCACCCCUGGUAGAGAUGAUGACGGGGCCCAGUUGUUGUGUUCGGCCAUGUUGGAUCUGGGACCAGAGGGACCCCAACCUCCUCCUGUAAUGGACUCAAACCGCCUCAACACCAACGUGCACUACAAGCCUCAGAUCACUAGUCCUGGAUGUUUCUCCAUGAGCAUCACGGAGGGUGACACCCUAUCACUUAACUGUAGUGCAAAUGGUAACCCUGCCCCCUCCUACGAUUGGUUGCUCCCCCAUGCCGACCCCAACACCAUGGAAGAGAGAUCCGUAGUGACCAUCACCAACAUGGCCAAGUCUCACUCCGGAAAUUACACCUGCUUCGCCAGAAACCCCCUGGGAAACAGCACCUGUACUGUUAACGUGGAGGUCACAGAUGCUGAGUGCCCGGUAAUCAGUCCUGCCAGGCUGGUGGUGAAGUAUGGAGACCCAGCCUCCUCUAACUGCAGCUCAGAUACCCCUGUAGAGAUGGGCUGGGAAGCCAUCCAGGGAGGGACGAGUCUAACAGACAACAAGGUGAAGAUCCUAAACUGGAGGGUGAACAGUGUGACUGAAUGGAAUAGCAAACCUACCUGCUUCACAGAAGGAGGCCAGUGUCAGAAACAGCUGAACAUCACAGUUUAUAAGCUUCCAGACCGUGUCUCCAUCAGCUACAGGAAGUACCCUGAUCCGAUGGUUGAGGGGCAUCAGUACCUGCUGCAGUGUCUUGUCCAGAACAUCGCUCCUAUUGGGAGACUUAGGGUGACCUUCUACAAAGUCAGUGCCACUGGUGAACAGACAGAAUUAGACACACAACAGAAAUCCAAGGACAACAUCAAGACACCAGAGAAUGGGACCUACACCCUGGACUUCACCCCUGGUAGAGAUGAUGACGGGGCCCAGUUGUUGUGUUCGGCCAUGUUGGAUCUGGGACCAGAGGGACCCCAACCUCCUCCUGUAAUGGACUCAAACCGCCUCAACACCAACGUGCACUACAAGCCUCAGAUCACUAGUCCUGGAUGUUUCUCCAUGAGCAUCACGGAGGGUGACACCCUAUCACUUAACUGUAGUGCAAAUGGUAACCCUGCCCCCUCCUACAAUUGGUUGCUCUCCCAUGCCGACCCCAACACCAUGGAAGAGAGAUCCGUAGUGACCAUCACCAACAUGGCCAAGUCUCACUCUGGAGAGUACACCUGCAUCGCCAGAAACCCCCUGGGAAAAAGCACCUGUACUGUUAACGUGGAGGUCACAGUGAACUACCUGCCCAUCAUUGCAGGGCUGACUGCAGCUGUGGUGGUGAUCCUCUUGGUCUCCUGUUUCAUCUACUCCUGGCCACCCCACAGAGCCUGGUUCCUCUCUAGGUUUCUUCCUAGGUUUUGGCCUUUCUAGGGAGUUUUUCCUAGCCACCGUGCUUCUACACCUGCAUUGCUUGCUGUUUGGGGUUUUAGGCUGGGUUUCUGUACCCCACUUUGAGAUAUCAGCUGAUGUACGAAGGGCUAUAUAAAUACAUUUGAUUUGAGUUUAGAACACAUUCUUACUACAAACCCGGAUGACGCUGGGCCAAUUGUGCGCAACCACUUCCGGUUGUGAUACAGCCUGGAAUCGAACCAGGUCUGUAGUGACGCUUCUAUCAAUGAGAUGCAGUGCCUUUAGACCGGACCUCAUUUCAAAAUAGGCUACAUGUCAUAUUAAACAGCAUAUAAACACUAAAUUGGUCAGGAGCCUGAGAAGGAACCAAAAUGAAUGAUUUAAGCUAGAUUAUUUCAAUUAUUUCCAGGCUAUAGCCUACAAAGAAAUACAUUGUGAAGCAUUUACCAGUGCAACACAGUAGCCUGGUAGGGACCAGAGUAUGUGAGCGAUGCUGAAACAGAGCAGAGCGUGCUCAAUUGGACUGGAUCGUGGAGCGAGAUGUUAGGUUACAUACGGGGUGCCAUUGUUUUUUCUUUUCAGAUAUAGCAGUUGUUACACGCUGACUACAUGAAACAUCCACAACUAAAGAAUCAUUGUGGAAUCUUAAAAGACACUUAUUCCAAAAGUAUGACGGUGUACUUACUACGUGCUUUAGUACACCAUGCUAAACGAAAGGAAACGAGGUGGGGAGAUAACGAAGUGUGUCAUUGUAGCAAAGUAUUUAUAAACAAUCUGAUAUCUUAAACGUUUCGUUCAUUUUCGUUAUAUUAUUUAUACAAUAGGCCAUAAUUGAUUUUGGCCCAAUAGGCCUGGCAUAUUCCCACGUUUAAGGAGCUUUCCGUUUUGAUUGGGCCAUUUUGCCUAAAAAACCUUUAGGCCUACAUAUAGAUUUUUUUUGUAACAGUUCUGCCUAGGGUGGCCAAAUAUAUGAAACGCCGUUUGGGUCUUUGCAUGCCAAACAAAUAUACAUGUCAAAUAACACUAUUUGACGUUUCAAAUGAGCUUGUUGACCAAUCAGGACCUGAAAAUGCGUUCAUUUUUUAAAACGUAGUUAUUACACAUUGAUUACACAAUCACUACUUCAUAUGUCACAACGAUUCAUCGUUACGUAGUGUUAUGAUGCUGGUAAAGUUGUCUCGCGCACCUACAGUGGCGGUCAUAAAAAAAAGCUAGCUAGCUCAUGGAUGCAAACAAUGUUCUUCCCCAAAAACAUAGCAAAACGACAUAAUUUGUUUCAGUAGUUAUAUAGUUAGCUAGGUGUCAUCAUCUAAACUAACCCUAAUUUAUAAGACAGUUCAUAUUUGAUUAAUGGUGUUCGGACCCAUCUAUGUGAAGCGAGCCACAAUAAGGAUGAGCUAAAUAGUGGAAUUUGCGGUUAGCCUUCAAAAUAAAGGUAUGUAAUUGACAGUGAUGCAAAUGAAUACAAAUUGUAGAAUUAUGCCAUAAUUGAAUAGAUCAUGCUAAACGAGGUUGGAAUGUUGUUAUAUAAAAUCCACAAAGACAAUCAUUUGUUAAUUUGACAGAAAUCUGUUGAAAUCACACUGGAUGUAUUAGACUUUAGAAUUGCAUUAGGGGACAUACUUAUUUCACUGUACAGCCUUACCUAUGGAGUGUGGCUCAAUGACAUGGGGUAUCAGUCUACUCAGUGACACCCAGAGAACAUUAGUGUCGUAGCUCUUAUUGUGGGACUCUGAAACAACUGUGAAUAGAGACACAUUUACUGUCAACCUACGUGUAUUGAACACUAUUCCUGAGGAAAAACACUGUGUGGAUGUUUUGGAGUCUGAUAACUCUGACGAGGAUGUUGGGAAGAAAUAUAUAUUGGGUAUUGAUUGAGUAGACUGAUACCCCAUUUCAUUGAUCCCCAAUCCUGAAGUAAAGCUGUACAGGGCAAUGUGAAUGUCAAUACACACAACAGGCUGACUGGGGAGGUGAUUUCACACAGUCACAGGUGCUUGGUAAAUUAGACUUCUGUUCUAGUACAACGUUGUGAUACAGGUGCUUGGUAAAUUAGACUUCUGGUCUAGUACAACGUUGCGAUACAGGUGCUUGGUAAAUUAGACUUCUGGUCUCGUGCAACGUUGUGAUACAGGUGCUUGGUAAAUUACGUUCUACUGAGGUAACAUAUGGAAUUGUUCUAAGACGGUCGUACCAUUGAUCAUUUACCUAUUUGAUUUUAGGAUUUUUGUAAUUAUCUCCCCAAAAUAUUUAAAAGGCCAUUUAUAUAUUAAAUGUUUCACACAUA
This is a messenger RNA of Oncorhynchus kisutch (coho salmon), 4413 nucleotides long. Its product is annotated as vascular cell adhesion protein 1-like. The transcript has 10 exons. Gene Ontology annotation, biological process: cell adhesion. NCBI's taxonomy places the organism in Eukaryota, Metazoa, Chordata, Actinopteri, Salmoniformes, Salmonidae. Bases 249 to 2147 code for a protein of 632 amino acids. The record is from RefSeq and is a predicted model, not a curated record. Gene Ontology annotation, molecular function: integrin binding.